Gadus morhua (Atlantic cod) is the source of this 752-nucleotide messenger RNA. Its product is annotated as teneurin-3-like. Gene Ontology annotation, cellular component: membrane. Bases 78 to 752 code for a protein of 224 amino acids. The transcript has 5 exons. Gene Ontology annotation, biological process: signal transduction. NCBI's taxonomy places the organism in Eukaryota, Metazoa, Chordata, Actinopteri, Gadiformes, Gadidae. The record is from RefSeq and is a predicted model, not a curated record.
CUGAGUCCUGCCCCCCCUCCCCCCCCCCCCCGGGUGAGCCGCCCUCACUUGUUCCGUUCCCCUGGGUGUGCAGCAGCAUGCCUGCAUGUUUUGCUGGUAUCCCGACCAGCACUCGCAACAGCAGCGCUAUGGAAGUGAAAGAGAGACGUCCCUACUGCUCACUGACCAAGGGUCGCAAGGAUAAAGAGAGACCCUACGCAUGCUCGUCUGGGGACAGCGGAGACUGCGGCGUAGGCUCCCAGGGGCCCCGGGUCCCCACGCAGAAGUCGUACUCGUCCAGUGAAACACUGAAGGCGUUUGACCAGCAUCAGGAUCAAACCAGGUUACUGUAUGGAACGACCAGGGGACACAAGGACAUGGUACACCGCGAGCAGGGCGACUUCAGCAGGCAAGGUCAGAACUUCGGCCUGCGUCAGCUCGGCAUCUGCGAGCCGGCGGCACGCCGCGGACUGGCCUUCUGCUCCGAGAUGGGCCUGCCCCACCGCGGCUACUCCGUGGGCACGGCCGGCGAGCUGGACGGCGACCGGCAGGCCGUGAUGUCCCCCGAGCACGCCAUGCGGCUCUGGGGCCGCGGGGCCCCGGUGGGGAAGACCCCCGGACGCAACUCCUGCCUCUCCAGCCGCUCCAACUCGGCGCUAACGCUCACCGACACAGAGCACGAGAACAAGUCGGACAGCGACAACGGUAAGGCUCUCUCGAGGGGACACUUGCUAUAUAUACCUCUAUACACACACACAGACACUGAACGGUGA